UUUCCAUGCACUUUAAAUUAAUUUGUGAUAAUCCGGAAUCCGGAUCAAUUUGAGAUGCCAAAUUCUCCCAUUCACCAUUAAAACAAGGGAAUUAAGCAACCAACUAUUGCCAGGUCAAUCCACAUCUAUUUUUCAACAAAAUCUCCAUUAAAAAACUAUUAUCCGCUCUCAGUUUUAUUGAUCUUUGCAAUAGCUUUCCAGUUGGUGGUGUUGGUGGUUGGCAAAAGAAAUCCCUUUAUCCCUUUCUCCGACAAUGCUAUUGUGAAUAUAAGGCACCCAAAUUCGGCCUAACCCACCGGGAAAUUGAUUAAAUGGCGAAUACUCACCGGCGGCCACAUGCAAUUAUGAUUCCAUACCCUUACCAAGGUCACAUCAAUCCCUUUGUCUAUUUGGCCAUGAAAUUGGCAUCUCAAGGCUUCACAAUCACCUUCGUCAAUACCCAAUUCGUCCAUUUUCGAAUUUCGAAAGCCCAAACGCAGAACAAUAGAGAAGACAUUUUCACCAAAGCGCGUGAAUCUGGUCUGGAUAUUCGCUACGCGACGGUUUCCGAUGGUUUUCCGGUGGAGUUUGAUCGGUCGGUGAAUCACGAUCAGUUUGUGGAGGGUUUGCUGCAUGUAUUCUCGGCUCAUGUGGAUGAGCUUGUAGGGAAUUUAGUUAAAUCAGAUCCGCCUGUUACUUGUAUAAUUGCUGAUACUUUCUAUGUAUGGACAUCCGCCAUUGCCACAAAGUAUAAUCUUGUUAGUGUGUCUUUUUGGACUGAACCGGCUCUGGUUUUGUCUUUGUAUUAUCACCUGGAGCUCCUCAAGAAAAAUGGCCAUUUCCCUUCCAAUGAUAAUCGCAAGGACACCAUAGAUUAUAUACCAGGAGUGAAGGCUAUUGAACCAAGCGACCUUAUGUCAUACCUUCAAGCGGCUGACAUUAGCACGGUGGUACACCGGGUAAUUUAUCGGGCUUUCGAGGAUGUGAAAAAGGCAGACAUCAUUAUCUGUAACACAGUUCAAGAACUAGAAUCUGAAACACUUUCAGCCCUGCAUGUCAAACAGCCAACCUACGCAAUUGGACCCAUUGUCUCUGCAGGAUUCAGCAAGCGGACCGUGUCCACAAGUCUAUGGUCCGAGUCGGAUUGCACCCAGUGGCUAAACACCAAGCCCAGUGGCUCUGUUCUGUACGUUUCAUUUGGAAGCCAUGCACGUACCGCUAGUAGAAAAGAUAUUAUGGAGAUAGCUCAUGGUAUUUCACUGAGUGGGGUGAACUUCGUUUGGGUGAUACGACCCGAUAUUGUGAGCUCUGAUGAAACCGAAAUUCUUCCUGAUGGAUUCGAGAAAAGCAUGAGAGGAAGAGGGUUAAUUGUGCAAUGGUGUAGCCAAAUUAAGGUGAUUUCACAUCCGGCGAUUGGGGGAUUUUUAUCGCAUUGUGGAUGGAAUUCUGUACUGGAAAGUAUAUGGUGUAGUGUGCCGUUAAUUUGUUUUCCAUUAUUCACCGAUCAAUUCACUAAUCGGAAAUUAGUGGUUAACGAUUGGAAAAUUGGGAUUAAUCUCUCCGAUAAGGCAUCAAUUACGAGGGAAGAAGUGGCGGAGAAGAUUAAACGUUUAAUGAGUGGAAAAAGUUCAGAAGAGUUAAGAAAUGCAGUUAAGGAAGUGAGUAGUAGACUAGAGAACGCAUUAGCAAGAGAUGGAUCAUCUCAUAGAAAUUUCAAUCUUUUUAUUGAGGAUUUGAAGGCCAAAUUGCAGAAUACAUAUGGGCCUGGGGAUGAAUCAACAAAUCAUGUUUGGGCACCGUAAGCAAACAAUUUAGUGCUUUGUUUAGUUAUAAAACAAAUGGGCCAAGAAAGCCCAUUAAUUUUUCCUCUCGUUUUUUCUUUGUCAUUUUAUCCACCUUGCAACUACUUGUUAAUAUGAAUAUGAACGAAAAGAUAUAUAGAAUUGUUUA
Molecule: messenger RNA, 1929 nt
Organism: Olea europaea var. sylvestris
Lineage: Eukaryota; Viridiplantae; Streptophyta; Magnoliopsida; Lamiales; Oleaceae
Product: UDP-glycosyltransferase 86A1
Exons: 2
Coding region: 312-1781 (489 amino acids)
Molecular function (GO): UDP-glycosyltransferase activity
Source: RefSeq, a predicted model, not a curated record